This is a messenger RNA of Pangasianodon hypophthalmus (striped catfish), 6876 nucleotides long. RefSeq names its product guanine nucleotide binding protein (G protein), alpha 11b (Gq class) (gene gna11b). Lineage: Eukaryota; Metazoa; Chordata; Actinopteri; Siluriformes; Pangasiidae. Gene Ontology annotation, molecular function: GTPase activity; G-protein beta/gamma-subunit complex binding; guanyl nucleotide binding. The transcript has 7 exons. Gene Ontology annotation, biological process: phospholipase C-activating dopamine receptor signaling pathway; action potential; adenylate cyclase-modulating G protein-coupled receptor signaling pathway. The record is from RefSeq and is a predicted model, not a curated record. Gene Ontology annotation, cellular component: heterotrimeric G-protein complex. The coding region runs from base 282 to 1361 and encodes 359 amino acids.
CCUCCGCGAUUUUCCGCCGAGCUCCGCAGCCGGGUGAACGCAGAGAGCUUUUCGGUAAGGGGACUUUACUCGAGAGCGAGGCCCCCCGGCCCCCUCCUCCUCCUCCUCCUCCUUUUCCUUUUCCUUUCCCCCCGCUCCCUUUUCCGCUUCACACUCCCGUGUGUUUUAGUUUGAUUUUUAUUUUACUGUAUUCUGCCUGACUGUUUUCUCGUGCGCUCGGAUUUCUGUGGAGGAUUUGAGAGCUCCGGACGAGGCCGCGGGCUUUGGGCGCAGGAGGGGGGAUGACUUUAGAGUCUAUGAUGGCUUGCUGCCUGAGUGAAGAGGCGAAGGAGUCGAAACGGAUCAACGCUGAGAUCGAUAAGCAGCUGCGCCGAGACAAGCGGGACGCGAGGCGGGAAUUAAAGCUUCUCCUUCUCGGUACGGGAGAGAGUGGCAAGAGCACGUUUAUCAAACAGAUGCGCAUCAUCCAUGGCGCCGGCUACACGGACGAGGACAAGCGCGGCUUCACCAAGCUGGUCUACCAGAACAUCUUCACGUCUAUGCAGGCCAUGAUCCGCGCCACAGAGACGCUCAAAAUCGGCUACAAGUACGAGCAGAACAAGGCCAACGCCAUGCUGGUGAAGGAGGUGGACAUCGAGAAGGUCUCGUCGUUUGAUCAGCCCUACGUUAACGCCAUUAAGAUGCUGUGGUCAGAUCCAGGCAUCCAGGAGGCCUACGACCGCCGCAGAGAGUACCAGCUCUCUGAUUCCACUAAAUACUAUCUGUCCGAUCUGGAUCGUAUCGCUGACCAGUCCUAUCUGCCCACCCAGCAGGACGUGCUUAGGGUCCGAAUCCCAACCACGGGCAUCAUCGAGUACCCUUUCGACUUGCAAAGCAUCAUUUUCAGAAUGGUGGAUGUGGGUGGGCAGAGGUCUGAGCGCAGGAAGUGGAUCCACUGCUUCGAGAACGUCACGUCCAUCAUGUUCCUGGUGGCGCUGAGCGAGUACGACCAGGUGCUGGUGGAGUCCGACAACGAGAAUCGUAUGGAGGAGAGUAAAGCGCUUUUCAGGACGAUAAUCACAUAUCCGUGGUUCCAAAACUCCUCAGUCAUCCUCUUCCUCAAUAAGAAGGACCUCUUGGAGGAGAAGAUUUCCUACUCCCAUCUGGUCGACUACUUCCCAGAGUUUGACGGUCCCCAGCGGGAUGCGCAAGCGGCGAGAGAGUUCAUCCUCAAGAUGUUUGUGGAUCUGAACCCCGACAGCGACAAGAUCAUCUACUCGCACUUCACCUGCGCCACGGACACGGAGAACAUCCGCUUCGUCUUCGCCGCCGUGAAGGACACCAUCCUGCAGCUCAACCUCAAAGAGUACAACCUGGUGUAGGCCGCCAUCGCCGGGGACUACUCGCACACUUCAGCACAGAACAGACACACACCUACACACACACACACACACACACACACACACAACACAGUUACCCACGGUCCACUUCGUUUUCCAGCCUUCUCGUUUUUUUUGUCCAGCUGUGUGAGGGUGUUCCAGACACUUCCUGCUUUUACUCUGUCUGUUUUGCCAAAGCCCGCCCACUUUCUCUCGUCGGCAGCUCGUGUCCAAGCCCUCCCUCCAUUCCUCCCUCUCUCCCUCCGUCCCUCCUUUCCUUUGAAGUGGACCGUUGGGAUUUUUCUUCAGAUUUGAUGACAUGGGUGGGGUUAUAGACUCAGACUUUUCGUUUUCAUUCUCGAUUUGAAAGUGUUUUAAAAAAAAAAAAAAAAAUAUCCGUUUGAAAUGGCAGAAUUGACCAGACGAUAUUGUGUUUAUCGACAAAGUUGCUAGUGGAAACUGGAAGUGACAUCCCUCACCUUCUCCUUCUGCUUCUCCAGUCACAUCUGCAUUCUGCCUGCCUGGAUGGAUGGAUUGAUUUUUUUUUUUUUUUUUUUUUCCGGCUUUUUCAUCCUGCCAGUCGGGGGGGGGAAAGUUUUCAAGAAGAAAGUCUCAUCUUAUUUACACACGGACACAAGGACAAGCGCUGUGGUGCUAGAAGCUGUGAAUGGCUCCAUUACAUGUUUUCAGAGGAGUCAAAUCCAAAGGGUUUUCCAGCAGGUUCCACGGGUGGUGCGAGGCCAGUCUUCACCUCGCAUCCAUGAAUGUAAACUUUGUGAGCAUUGUAAUCAGAUGUAACGCCAGAAUGAGAACGAGAGGUUGUGGUGAUGCAAAUCAAUCAGUGUACAUUGCUCAGAUGAUCAUUUAAAAAUGUUUUAAUGAUAGGUUACUAUAGCUACUGCUGUUAUCACGUGACGUAUAACAGCAUUUCAAUCAAAGAUGGGUAAGAAAUUGCAAAUUUUAAGGAUUAUCAGGAUUUAUCAGUGUGUAGUACAGAUAUUGACUCAGUAGGUAUUGUUUUGCCAGUUUUCACACAGGUUAAGAUGUUCCAUUACUUCUUUCCCAUGUUUAUUUUAAGGAUUUUUACAUAGAAACUGCUUGCGCCUUUCCUUGUUCACGGGUUUUUUUUCCCUAAUUUUUUCCAGCUGCUGGUACCGUACUCUGCAUGACUAGACUCCUUUUUUUUUUUUUUUUGUUUUUUUUUUUUUUUUACUUUUACAGACACUUCAGCAGUGCACUCAGUAAUACUUCGGAUUAUCGAUAUCACCACCAAGUAGUGGCCUGACGCGCACAUUUUUAUUUGUUUACUUUUUUUUUUUUUCUUUCAAAAAACACAGAGACAUCUUGUGAAAUAACAGUUUGUGGAGACACGUACGUUAAUUUAGCUUCGUUUGGGGUCGGGAGCUAGCGUUAAGUGAAGGGGGGUGCAGGAAGUCGCAAGUUAAUUGAUUGUGUAUAUUUAUAUUUGUAAAUACGUAUACACUUUAUUGCUUAUGUAAAAAAAAAAAAAAAAGUCUGUGGUACAGUAUCUUUGGCAAAAAGGAAAAAAAAUUACUUCGUAAUUGUGUACGGUUUCGGUUGGUUUCUUAUGACUUACAAUAUUAUUGAUACUGUGAUUUAUUUUUUUUCUUCACUAUGAUUAUUCAGAAGACAUACGCAUAGCUGUACAUGGAAGCGGUUAUGAGCAAUAGUGUGAGAGAAAUGGAAAAGAGAAGCGUUUUUCUCUCAGGUUUGGAAGAAAACCACGAAUACGGCCCCUCUUACGGCAUGAAUGUUGUUAUUCUCAGUAUAUAAAGAUAUGAAAUGAUUUUCAAGAAGGGGAAUUAACUAAAGAUUAACUAAAGUAAUGUUUAUUUAUCUAAUUUAUGGACCAGUUUUGAAGUCGUUGGGGUCUUUUUCUGCUGUACAAAACUCUAUGGGUGUAUUAGCUUUUAUUGCCUUUUAUUUCCUUUUCUUUUUCCCCUGAAAAAAAAAUUUGGCAACAUGAUUUUACAGUGUCCAGACUUUCUUCCAUUUUUUUGUAAACUUUCAGAUUGUCAGAUUUCCAUGUGAUAUUCAAGUGAAGUGCUUCAAACAAACAGGAAAGUCUUUUAUGACCGAUCGAACAUCUAAGCGUACAAUUUCCUUGUCUUUUCCUUUCUAAUCACGUGCAGUGUGUUCAUCAUUGUAUAAAUGAUGAGCUGGUAGAGGGGGUAAAAAGGUGUUGCAGGUUUCUACAGGUUUCCUUUUAUAGUUUAUCAUCAAGGGCUAAGAAAAUGCAUAAAGUCGUCACACAAGACCAGUGCAGGUGAAGAGGCGACAGGAGCAAAGUCUCGUUCAUGUUCAAGGAGCAAAGUGCAGUUUGUUCAAAGACACAGGAUCAGAGUUUUACUUUUUAUGGUUCAGCUGCUUGGGUCAACCGCAUGUCCCAUCAGAUUACAUUUACUGCCCUCCAUUUUAAACCAGUAUGACAUCUUUGAUUGGUCUUUUUGUAAAAAGUAAAUAAAUAAUAAAAGAUACAAACAACAAAACACUAAGGUCCUGAUUUACCAAGAUCCCACCCUGAUUUGUGUGCACAGAGUUACAGAUGGUUUACAAAUAAAAAUUGCAUAAAUGACUUCACGUCAAAGUAGCAAAAGGAUACGACAUUUAAAGAGAUUUUUGCGUGCGCCGUGACAAGUUCGGCUCUCGAAGAGACUCAGAACCUCGCCACACGUAUGCAUUUUUUGCACAAAUAUAACACCAGAGUAUAGAAGAGUAUAGAAAUGAAUGUUUGUCUUGUUCAGUUAAAAAAGCAGAGAAUAUUUAAUAUUAAAGGUGCGUUAUCUUGCGGUAAUAAUGUCAUAAUUUCUAGAAGUUUCCAAAGUGACUUUCAUGCUCUAGUAAGUCACUGCUGGUGCUAAAUGAAUCUAAAUUGAUGCAUAGACAGCGUCCUCUGUUCUCUUUAUGUAGGAAACUCCCAAAUUUUAUAAGCAUUAAGCAGAGGUGCCAAGAUGUACGGAUUAGCUGUAGUAUUUGCAGUUUUUCACCCCUUACUUCAGCAGUACUGAAUACACCUAAAGACUAUGCUUUUCUGCUUUUUUCAGCUCAAGGCCGGUUUAUAGAUUGUUCACAUACUCACUUAUGUAUCUUAUAUACAUCUGGAGGAUUAAAAGCAAGAUCCACUAGAUGGCAUGUGUUGGCCAAAACAUCCGUCUGUCUGGUUUCCAAGUAAAUGUUUAGUGAGUUCAUGCACAGUGACACUAAACACAAUAGCGAGCUCUGUUUCUUUUUUUUUUUUUUCUUUUUUUUUUUUUUUUACUUUCUGCCGUCAUCGUGAUUGUCGUCAUGAGCUGUUUCAAAUCAAAAACUCUGGCUUCGUUCAAAAGAAUUUCUAAUUUAGAAAAUCUAGAAGCCUAGUACGCGAAACAGAAAUUUCAGUAGGUGUGAUGUAUAUGAGAGGUUUUUAAAAUUCAAACAGUCAUUUCUGAGGACGUGCACGACGAAGCAACGCUCGACCUGCAGGAUACGUGCGGCAGACAUGUUGUGUACUGUAUAGUUAAAGGCAAGUAUAAUCCAGGCCUGAAUUUUCUUGUUAAUAAUGUUGGCACCUCUGCAUUAAGGCAAACGCCUAAAACCUUUUUUGCGGCUGUUGUCGGGUUUGCACAUGCUUUUCCACACACAAACCUUUAGUAAAUCAGAGCCUCAGUGUGUAAGUCUAGAAAAAAUUGUUUACUCGUUUGUCAUUUAUAAUAAUCUGAAGGUGGGUAAAUCUCCGCUAGGCAAAACUGAAAAAACAAUCUUUUUUUUUUUUUUUUUUUAACUGAACGAGGAAGAGCUCAAAUCUCCAGAGUGCGAGUGAUUUGAAUAUUAAAAACUAGAACGCUCUCUAGUUGUGCAUGGCAGUAUUUGUUUGGUCUCUACAGAGCGUCGCAGUUUUUACAAAACAAUCAUGAGACUAGAUUACACAAAAAUAUCUUCAGUUUACUAAAUACCCAAAAUGUAUGAAUUAAGAAUCUACAUCAGCCAUGUCCUUUCUGUCUUGAUAUAUCUAUUGUAUGUCUGUGAUUAUCUUAAUCCACAAAUCAAAACUAAUUCAUUAACGUCAAUCCGUUAAUUGCAAUAUGGACGGAUGUCUCAGGAUGACAACACUAUGAAUAUGUAUUUGUUGAAACAAGAAGUUUGAUUGUAGUGGAUGUACAUGCUUGUCCUAUGAGGACUCUUAAAACAUGUAAUGGUCUGAUUAUUUUAUAUGCACUUUCUUUUUAAUCCUUUUAUUUUUUGUUGUUGUUGUUCUCAUGCCACAAAGAUGAGUAAAGCUUCCAAAGCCCCUUCAAAGAGCAAGAGGUAGUUAGUACUUAGAUCUAGUCAAUUAAUGGAAUGGACUCAGUUUGCCAUGAUCAUAGCAGUGGAAAAGUAUUUAAAUUUUUAAGCUCAUCUGCCCAGCGUUCUUAGGAAAAUGUCUACCUCUGUGAGAAUUUGAGAUGUUUUGGGCAUUUUCAGUAUCAGGAACGACGCAAGAAGCACAUGAAGCACCUCAACACGGUGCAGUGUAUUGUGAAGCAGAUUACUGAUUAAGAAUCUUUCUGGUAAUUUUUUUAUUCUCGUUCUAUGAUCCCGAACACUCAUAAUGCAGUAUUGGCCAUCAUCAUAGUUACCUUGCAGUUAUUUAGCAUUUCUGUAUUAUCAGAGUGCCUGAGCUGAGUUUUAGCAUGAAUCACGGUUUACACCCGGUUAUACAAAGAGAAAAACACAUUAGCACAAGCGUAGUCGGCAAAGAAAGUGGUACAGUGUGUGUGAUUCAUGUAAGUAAUUCUCCGUGCAGAGGAAUGAGUCGGUGAUAUUUUGUACUGGCACUGCUACUGCAGGCUAGUACUUUAAAAUUCUUGUUUGGAAGUCGCUUACAUUUUCCCCACUGUUUUUGGACGCUGUUGGAUCUAAGACAGUUUUCCCCAUCUCUCGGUAAGGAUGAUGCAGAGUGGCAUGUGAAAUAUCCAUUUCUCUUUUUCCCCCCAUUAUACCAGAUGUAAAUGUUGUAUUAUAUCAUGUGCCAAUCCCCUCCAUGGAGACUGACUUUAUAUAAGUGCCAACUGUCGUCCGAAUCCCACGAGGACCGAAAGAUGAGACAUGGUCCUCAUUUUAAAACCCAGUGGAAACACUAAAUAAGAGAGAAAAACACAGUGACUUUAUUCUGUAUUUAAGAUUUAAGAGAAACUGCUGUUUUUGUUUUUUUGUUUUUGUUUUUGUUUUGUUUUUUUAAUAAAUUGUAAUUUUUAAAAUGCAUGUGCUCUGUGUUGGGGUUGGAGUUUAUGGGCUAAGAAAAUAUAUUAAUAUUAAAGCCCUCAAGGCGAGGGAUCAUAUUGGAUAUUGAUUUACAACAUUCUCGCCAUAUUUUAUUUUUUUUUUGUCUUUAUUUGUAUUGAUUCAUUUCAACCACUGUUGCCUGAACCUCAUUCAAACAUGGAAAAGAUUUUCAUAACCGCCUUCUAAAAAAAUCUAUUAAAAAAAUAAAAAAUAAAGUAUCUGUUUUAAAUUUAAAUAAAUUUGUUCCUAUACUUGC